This is a messenger RNA of Larimichthys crocea (large yellow croaker), 6305 nucleotides long. It is a transcript of the gene fam222aa, whose product is annotated as family with sequence similarity 222 member Aa. Bases 1068 to 2645 code for a protein of 525 amino acids. The record is from RefSeq and is a predicted model, not a curated record. The transcript has 3 exons. Lineage: Eukaryota; Metazoa; Chordata; Actinopteri; Sciaenidae.
CUCAGUACAGUGAUUGGUCGGUGGGCGGUCUGUGCAGUCUGACAGUCUGCAGCGUUCCGGGUUAUUGUCAGUCUCGGCAGCUCGGCACAAGGGCAGGACCGCAUCCCGGAGCUGCCUGAAGCAGCUAGCUCUUUAUUCAGACGUAACCGUUUCUUAUUUGGUUAAUACACCAAAGAGAGCGUCUCGGAGCAUCGCUAUCGAGGUUACUCCACAGCCUCAGCUGGAAAUCUGAGUCUGAAUCGGGAGGCAAGACAUCUCAGAGAGGCUGCCGACACCACGGAGAAAGUGACGGACGGAGCAGAGCCUGAUCACCGGGAUUUUACAUCGUAUCAGUUUAGGAUAUUUCAGGCAGCUGCUUUGGCCCAGCCUUGAUCUCUUUCAGGGUACCUUCACACUAUAUUGCCUAGAUAAUAUUACUAACAUUUGCAUGAUUCACUUCACCCGAGGUCGUCUAUAAGUGAGCAGGCGGACCACUUUAAACCCAUGCGUAACAGCGGUGGAUUUUGGAAUACUGCGUAGCAGUUCAAGCAUCCAGUCUCUUUUUCCGAUUGACAGUUUGUGUUAUUUGGAGAUAUCUACAAGCGAAGAGAAGAGAGAGAGCAACCAGGACCUUUUUAUACUGUGUUCCGGAGGCUAAACGUUCAAAAAAACCCGAAGCGCACUUGGUGCGCAAUCCUACCGAGGACGCUCCUGAAAUUGCCGACCUGCGCUUUUGCCCUCGAAAAAAAAAAAAAAAAAAAAAAAAUUUGGCAGCCGAGUCGAGAAAAAAGGCAAAGCUUAUUAACUUUGCAUGCUAGGGGCUGUAGUGUGGAAUCUAAUUCGCAGGGUUACCGGUGUAUUUGCAUACCAUCGGAAGAGGAGGAUAAACUUAAUCAACAUUUGACAUCGACAAAGCGGCUGCUGGAUUUUGAAGAACAGAAUGAAUUCUGUUUAAUUUUGGACCACAGAAGUGUGAGGCAGAUUGCUCAGUGAAUGCUACAAUCUGCAUGGAGUUCUAGUCUGCACUACGGAGCAAUUUAUGGUUGGCCGCAGAACUCCCCCGUCUGUAGUACUGUGCCCACCUCGCCAUGCUGGCCUGUCUGCAGAGGAGGCAAAACCCUCCACCCCAGCACCCGGUGUGUGCCAGCAAGACCCUGGAGCCACCGCAAGCCCUUGGACGGAAAUGUGAGCUGGUGGUGCCCACACAUUCCCCACGCUACCCCACUGCGGCAGAACUUGAUGCCUACGCUCAGAAGACAGCCAACAGCCCUCUGUCCAUCAAGAUCUUCCCCACCAACAUCAGGGUUCCCCAGCACAAGCACCUUAACCGGACUGUGAAUGGAUAUGACACCACAGGGCAACGCUAUAGUCCCUACCCACAUCUCCACACAGGGGGCUACCAUGGCCUGCUUGCCAUCGUCAAGGCCUCGUCCUCAUCAUCAUCAUCUACAUCCACCUUUGUCCCUUCAAAAGGUGUUCUCAAGAACUCAGAAGGCAGACGGACUAAGCUCUCUCCAGCACACAUAGCUGUUGCCCCAUACCCACCUCCCAGUAGUAGCACUUUAGCCAGUGGCCAUGGCCAAAUGGUAUACCACACUGGGCCCUCAAAGCCUCCAGAAGGCUCUGGACUGUCAGUUCCUCCGAAUGUCACUGUAGCUGGCUCAGUGAUUCCUGUAACCGGGGGACGAGGCCUGGCCCUGCCCGCACAGUCCAACCUCCCCUCCAUCCAGAGCAUCAUCUACCAGAUUAACCAGCAUUGCCAGGCCCAGGCUCUGCAGCAGGUGUGUCAAGGGGCUGCCACUGCACCAUCAAAUUCCAGCCCGUCGAAGCAGGGCACCGCUGUCAUCGGGCUCUCUUCUAGCUCUUCAGGUGGAGGCUAUGUGGUAGGAAUGGGUCCCCAGGCUAAUAUGGUGUACACAGGCCCCAGGCUGCCAGCUCAAAAUGCAGAGGCGAUGAAGACCGGCGUGUACGCAGAUGGUAUGGACUAUAUCCUUUGGCAGAAGCAGCAACAACAACAACAUCAUCAACAACAACAACAACAACAGCAACAGCAGCAACAGGCUGUGCUACGCAUGUACAGUGGAGGUAGUGGAGGAGGUGGUGCUGUUAGCAAGUCCCCCGAAACUUGUGUUCCAGGGGGUGGGAUUAUGGCAACCCAAGUGUCCUCCUCUUCCUCAAGACCAUACCACCUGACAGCGAGUGGAGGAGGCGGGCUAGACAAAGUCAGCUCUUCCCCUUUGAACUGUGUGGGAAUGCAUGGAAACUUCUCAGUGGGUCAAUACUUUGCCCCGCCAUGGAACAGUGUGCUGGUGACACCUGAUAGUGACUGCUACAACCCCCAGGAGCUUAUGGGCACCUCCACAGGAGGGCCAGCCACAGGGCACAGAGAGAUGGCCUACCCCCAUCACCAUCACCUCUACCACCACCAUCAUCAUCAUCACCCUGCUAUAGACAGCGGGGGAGGUUUGUGCUGCAGCCUGCCCAGCAAGAGCAUGUGCAACACGUCGGUGCUGAGCAGCAGUUUGCAGUCUCUGGAGUACCUGAUCAACGACAUCCACCCACCCUGCAUCAAGGAGCAGAUGCUUGGCAAAGGCUACGAGACUGUGUCUGUGCCACGUCUGUUAGACCACCAGCAUGCACACAUCCGCCUCCCUGUUUACAGAUAGAGGGGGAAGAAGAGGAGGAAGAGAAUCAAGAGUUGUGAAUUUGUGAAGAAAAUCAAAGUUAAAGAACAGAGAUGUUUUUUUUCUGGGUACAGAUUGUUGAGUGGCACCGCUUUAACUAGUGUGGGAGCUUAGAGAAGAGCAGUUGUUGUGCUGUGUGACCCUAGAUUUGGUGGUUUCAAGGCAGGCUGUGGGAAUCCCAAAUAUGAAAGGUGGUAGCGAUUGCCAGUGGGAGAGAAAAGGGAUUUCAAGAUUCUCCAGAUGUUCCAUUGUGUGGUUUGCCAAUAGGAAUUUUGGAUUGAUUUAUUUUGUCUUCUGUUUUUUGUUUUUUUGUUUUUUUUUGUUUUUUGGUUGUUUUACUUGCCUGAACAUUUUUGAUGAGAAUCAUAGGUUGACAUGAAGUGCAUACGCCACUCGUAUCCCCCUUCCAAAUACUAAGUAAGGAUGAAGCUACUGUGUAGGUUGUCACUGAAAUGGUCUUAAAAGGGCCAAAGUUUAGGGCUGCUGUCAAAAUCCAAAACUCUGUAACAGUACACACAUAGACAAACACAUACAGACACACACAAAAGUACUGAUACACGAGGAGACUAAAAUUAUAGGCAGUACUUGGGUGGGUAUGUACAAGGAUCAUAAGGUUGAAUUAAAAGGAUAGUACAAUAUUAGUUAUUAUUGCUGUUAUAAUUGAUACAUAAAUUGCACUGCUUGAAUCUUGUUAACUUUGAAGUUUGGAAUUGGGUAGUUUGGAUAUGAUAUAUUUAAGAAACUUGAAAAACUUGAACCUAUUUUUUGUUGUUUUAUAUAUUUGUAGGUAUAUUAUAUGCAUCGGCUGCUAUGGGGAAAAGUGUCUCAAAUGCUUUUUUUUUUUAAUUUUAUUUUUUAUUUCCACCGUUUUGUUUUUAUCAUUUAAUAAUUCCUCCUCAAGCUGAUGUGCAGUUUCUUAUGUCCUGGUUGUGAGGCAUAGUCGCUGCUUUGGUUCUGUAAGAACCCGGUCGGAGAGCUCUUUUUCCUAACCAACACUGGAAUCUACAAUAAAUCUUGAAAUACUUAUUUAAAAAAGAAAAUGUCGCAAAAAAAUACAAGAAAAAGAAAUGUUACAAUGAAGAAUGUGAUUGGGAGGUUAUCUACAUAACCUUACGUGUAUGUUUAUGCGUGUAUGUGGCUGAGUGCAUGCGCGUGUGUGCAUUUUAGUUUGUGUUAUUCAAAAUCCUCAGACUUUUUUUUUUUCUUCAUUGUGUCAUUAGAAAGAUUUCUACCACCAAGACUAAAAACAACUGAUUCACCGGUCCCAUAAACAUCAUAUCCGAGUCAUGUACAGGAGAUAUUUUGCAAGUCUUGCUCCCUGUUAUUGGAGGCGUUUAUAUUCACUGGGGCCAGAGUAGAGAUCACAUUCUCACAUGACUCCUGUAGUUACAGUGCUACAUCCCCUAUUUCUGUCAAAUGUUAUCACAAGGACAGAAAGAGAUGGGAACAAAUGGAAAUCCUUUUUUAGGGGGUACUAUUCAACUCUAAUCCUGCAAAGAAAAACAAAAUGAAAACAAUCAUACCCUGUCCUCUGGCAUCAGAUGAAAUGUGAUGAGGCUCACUGCUUUUCCUUGUCCAUUUCAGCCCCUGGUUGGGACACAUUUAGCCCGGGCCAGUCUUAACUUGAUGAUUCAGAGCAGUGAAAUAUUUAUUAUGACUGUGAGAUUCCCUUGAAUGUACUGCACUUAAAUUACUGCAAUGUUUUAUUGCCUUGUGGGACUCAAGUGAAAGAGAAAAAUUGGAUCAGUGCAGCAGUCCUCUGGUCUUAAAUUAGCAUUUCUUUUGUCCGUCAAAUUUCAAUGGUAAAUUGAAUUUAGUAACUGGGGAAAUAGAGAGAGAGACAGAGCUUUGUUGUGGGGAAAUACUGGCAUCAGUCUAGAUUUAUGAAGUGCAAUUAUUAUGACUGUAUUAACAUUUUUCUCUGAGCUUACACCAAAAAAUGUAAACUACAGUUGUCAAUACAUUCCCAAUGUACCACAUCCCUAAUCCCUAUCCUUUUUUGUUUUUGAGGUGUAAAAUAAAUUUCUUUAAGAAUAUAUUCAGAAGCCACAUCUCGGCUUUGAAGUCUGUCAUUAUUUUUUAACGUAUGUCCUCUAGAAGUCAGUGGGAAAUUGGGCCCUUGUUUCUGCAGCUCUGUGAGAUCCAGAGUGGAGCGUGAUGUCUGAUGUAGAUCCUUUACUGUACUGUCACGAUGUAACCUCUGCCAUUGAGAAAACCUACUUUAUUUAAUUGAUCAUCAUUUAAAUGUUUACACUUUGGCCAUCCAAAGAUAAAGGACCGACAGCAUUGUUGGGGAAAAAAAGAAAAUAUUUACUCAAGCAUAUUGAGGAUGAGGAAGCGAGGAGCAGAAAAUAACGUUUCUUUGAUCAUUUGCACUCCAUAAAUAGACCUGUUUUUCCCUUAAGAUAACCCUUAAUCAUAACUAUGAGCCUUAAAUUUUGAGCUAAUGGCGUUUGUAGACUGCUACUGUGUUUGAAGGCUGACAAAGAUUUCAGUCGAAAGAAUACCAAGCCCCUUGGCUUAAAUUUGCACAGUAAGCCUCCUUAACAUUCCAGUGAAAAUUUCUCAUGUUGUUUCAACAGCUUAAUGCCCCAGCCACAGUGUGAUUCCAGCAUAUUUUCUGUCUUGUAGAAAUAUUUUGACAGAUUUACAGAUACAUCCCGUCCCUAAAUCCCCUCCGUUUGGCUUCUGCAUCCAAGCAUUAAACCCUGUCACAUGAUGUUGAAGUGAAGAGGAGACACUUGAGGCAGUGGAGUUUCUGGUGUCUGGCCUUUCCCACCAGUGGAGGUCUGAGGCACCAGGCCUCUCUGCUAAUGGGAAUAUUGGGUGACGCCUGGCUGCUGGACACUGCUAGUGGAGAGUAUUCAUUCAUUCAAAGGGUUGAAAUCAAACCCUUUUCAAAUAGCAAGGGAUUUCCUAUUAGGUAUUGAGUGGAAUCUGGCCAUUUUGAGCCAAGUUCUGAAUAAAACAGGGAUACGAUGACACAAAGUAGAGCAAUAUUCUAUUUUUUAGCAGAAAUGUCUAAGUCAGUUCCUUUUUAAUGUUUUAAAUAUAAGGUGGGAUUUAGCUACUUUUAUCCUCUUUGCUUUGUAGCUACAUUUUCUACUGUACAGGCUCCAAAUGGUCUGUCCCCAGGUCCUUUACACACAUUAAUGAGCUCCUAUUGAUGGGAUGCAUCUUAGCCCUGCGACUCUGGUCCAUUCCACAAUUCCCGAUUUGGACAAUGGACGCUUAGCCCAUAUUAGGAUAAUAGAAUUAAAUUUCAAAUAGAUUUGUGCCUGAGCUGAUCCAUGCAUGGCUCACUCAGCUGCAGAGGCAGAGUGGCAUAUGGCAUGUCAUUAUCUAAGCCCACCCUCCCCCUGUCCGGGGCCAACAGGGUUCAGCAGUGCUUAAACAAACUGAAGGUUAGGACUGGCUGGCUGGUGUUGAAGGGGAGGACAGCCGGGUUUGUGGGGGGGGGUUGCUAAAUCACAGCCUCCACAGCGUCUCAGAGGGCCUCAGCACCGCACCAUGGCGCCCAGGCUCAGAGGCCUGCUUUAAAAGCUGGGCUGUGUUUGAUCGAGGGGAUUUGUUUUCUGUUGGAUUAUACAUGGUUGCUCCCUGCCUGGCUGAGGGGGCCCUGUGCAAUGUGACAGAUCUCAG